AGUAAGGCAACUGAUGUAGUAACCAUCUCUUCCAAAUACAAGCAGAAGUAUGAGUGCCGAUUACCAGCUGCCGCAAUGAAAAUCCAUCAAGACAAAGAGGAAGAUCCACAGAGUUACAAUGGACUAGGGAUCUCAGAACUGCUGAAGCCAAUGGAAGCAGCUCCAUGCCUUAUUAAAACUAAGGAUUGGUGGACAUAUGAAUUCUGCUAUGGGAAACACAUCCAACAAUACCACAUAGAAGAAUCUGAAAUCAAAGGUGAUAUUCUUUAUCUUGGGUAUUACCAGUCUGCAUUUGAUUGGGACAAUGAAACAGCAAAGGCAUCAAAGCAACACAAGUUGAAGCGGUAUCACAGUCAGACCUAUGUCAAUGGAUCCAAGUGUAACCUGAAUGGGAAGCCCAGGGAGGCUGAAGUCAGGUUUUUGUGUGAGGAAGGUUCAGGAGACUACAUUGCCCGUGUUGAUGAGCCCCAGUCCUGUUCCUAUGUGCUGACGAUCCAUACCACCCGCAUCUGCCACCAUCCGUUUCUGCGGCCACCAUCCACAGCCACCCCUCAGACCAUCCGUUGUCACCCAGCCCUGAGCCCUGCUGAAUAUGUGGAAUAUGUCAAGGCCCAAGUAUCUGAUACCAAGCGCAAAGUGGAGGAAAUUUCUGAAGAGCUGAAGACUCUAGAUACGCAGCUGUGGACUGAGCAAGAUGUCAGCCCUGCUACUCAGGAUUCCAAUGGAAAUGUGACUCCAGCCCCUUCUCCUCCUCUUGAGAACGAAGCUGGGGAUGAUUCUGAUUUCUGGGAGCGAGUGUUGCAUGGAGAUGGGAAAGCAGCCCAGAUGCCAGACCAGACAAAGGAGGAAGAACCAGGCAUGAAGACAGCAGACAGUCGCCUAGCAGAUUUUAAGAAGAAGAUACAUUUCAAAGUUAUUCGAAACCCUGGUGACUUGGUUCAGUUUAUUCAAGAGAUGAAGGAGAAUGCCAGGAAGGGCAAAGAGAAGGCUAGUGAAUCUGAUGUCACAGUGCAUGAAAGCCCACCCCAAAGUAAAGCAGACUCAGAAACGGAACACUCUGAAGAUGGAGCUCAGGAAGAUGAGGAAGAUGAAGAAGAUCUACUAGGGAAAUUUGAGAAGGAAUUGGAAGAUAUUCUGCUGCCUAAGUCUGAAAUGGCCAAGCUGAAGGAGGAGGUGAAAACCGAGAUGGAGAAGGAGUUUGACAACAUCAUUGAUGAGGUUGAGGAUGAACUGGAAACAAAAGGCCUGAAAGGUGAGUUUGACCGAAAACAAGCCUCCAAGUCUUUGGCUUCUACCCUCAACAAACUCAUUGACAAGUUGGAUCCUGGCAAAGCCGCACAUCAAGAAGAUAAGGUGCAGAAGCAGGAGGAGGAAGAGGAAGAGGAGGAGGAGGAGGAGGAGGAGGAGGCAGUAGAUGGAAGCAACACUGCUAAAGAAAAUGCCCCUAAGCCAACCACUGAUGGCGACCCAGACGGGCGCGUGAAAGUCAGGGUCACUAAAGUAAAGCCAGGUAGCGCUCAGCAGAAGGAGCUGCGAAUCCAAGAGAUGAGCAGGGACAACCCACAGCUGCGCCACAUAGAGAGUGUGGUUAAGGACCUCUUGGAGAAGGAAGGCCUGAAGGCAGAAGGUAAAAUUGAAAUCAAGAUUGUGACAACUGGUGGCCUUGGAGAUGACGAUGACACCCACUGGCUCUCAGAAGAAGACACCAAGAACCUCAAAGACAUCUUCUUCAAUAUUUUGAUCCAGGGCACAGAGGAAGCACAUAAAGAGCAGCGGCGGCAACGUCAGCUGGAAGACAACUACCGUUUUGUGUGGGGGCGUAACCAAGAAGAGCUGCCUACCACUGGUGGGACUGAAUCAGACGAUUUAGAUUUCUGAUCUUUUGCCAAUCUUCAGAACUCUGGCAUCCAUGGAAGCUCCUCUGCAGGAUUUGGCUGGCACCUUUUCACUCAUGUGCAUCAGGAGGACCAAUAUGUUUUGUCGCUAGAAUCUCAUUUGAAUGUGCAUAAGACAUUGGCAAGCCCAAGGCAAGCACUACUCCGAGCUGUGAAUUGUCUCCUUUAGAGCUGUUGCUGUCAAGUGAGUUUCUCUAAGGCACCCACUGCCACAUUUCCUCUCGCACUUUAAUGGCUUCUGUAGGCUGCCUCAGAUGGAGACAGUGGCAUUUCUUCAGGACCCAAGCUAUGGUGCCCUCCUUUUUCAAGCUAUUGGCCUCAGUCCUCAGCAUCAGAAAUGCAACGUGGUGCCCAAAUCUUGACUUGAAAAUGAUUAAAGGCAUGCACAAGAGAGAGAGAGAGAGAGGAUCCCCAUACAGAAAAUGCCCAUCGAUUCACCACAAGACUGAAUCAAGUUGGAGAGCUAAAACUGGUGCCCUUCUGUUUCCAAAGCCCUCAUAAAUUGGAAGGAAUUAUCUCAUGUUUUAUGUCUCACCUCUGUGCCUUGAAAUGUCGAAUCAGAGGAGAGGACACUCUUUGCUUGUGCUGUGUUGACCUCCUCUCAGCAAUCUUUUUCUUUAGGUCUAAACAUUUGAAUUGUGGGCAGAUCCGCUCCAGUGUACAGGCUGUCCCUUGACUAUCUUCAUUUCUGGAGCAUCCUUUGUGUACUGAAUCCAGCAAAGAAAUGUGGUGGAGGGUUGGGAGAAAGGCUACUGUAGGCUGAUCUUCCUAGCCAUGUUGUUUCACAUACUAAAGGGCCUUAGACAUAGGAGUAUGUGAACUGCAUUAAAAAUGCUGCCGGUGUAACAAAUUCCAAGCUUCAUGGAGGUACGGGACUGGCUAUUCCUUCUGUGAAGUCUCAAGCAGUGAGCCUAGCUGAAAUUUGUGCAGCAAGACAAUGAUUUGUUUCAAAUGCUGUUGAACAAUCUGGGCUACUGCAUGGGUGACUGGAGGUGAGGAAUUGUGGCCAAGGGAAGGGGCAAGGCUGAAGGAAUACUGCUGCCUUCCUUGACACAUCCAGGACAAUUCACAAUUCAUUUUUCUAUCAAUAAAUCCAGAUGAACCCAGCCUAGAGUUUGGUGUUCGCUUAUGUGACUUUGUAUGGAUGGUACUGGCUAUAGGAGUGAUCUGAGCAGAGCAUCAAGUCAUCUCUGUAUUGAAAUAAAUAGGGUGGCUUCUCUUUAGUUCUUAUUAAAAAAAAAACAAGUAUCACUUCAAUACAGGCGUAUGCUGUAGGGUUUGGUGAUCAGUCUAAACCAUUUUUUUGUCUGGUACAAUAAAUGCUGCAUUGUGAAACUUCA
This is a messenger RNA of Python bivittatus (Burmese python), 3235 nucleotides long. Lineage: Eukaryota; Metazoa; Chordata; Lepidosauria; Squamata; Pythonidae. The record is from RefSeq and is a predicted model, not a curated record.